Pelagomonas calceolata is the source of this 2503-nucleotide messenger RNA. NCBI's taxonomy places the organism in Eukaryota, Pelagophyceae, Pelagomonadales, Pelagomonadaceae. The record is from the annotation of a GenBank genome assembly.
GCCCUGUUUAUCGCACACCCCUUCCCUCCGUCAGGACGCCUACAGCACACGGCGUCUCCAGGAACCGCCUCUGAGGGCUCCUCGCGACGUGGUGAUUUUACAUUAUUUUUUCGAGCCGACGCGCGCCCGGCGGGCGCCGGCGGCAGCCGGACCGGGGACCCAUCCAAAAAAACAGGCGACGGCACGUUCGCGACGCCGGCCCGAACGCGCCCGAAACGCGAGGCCGCUCGCGGCGGACGCGGCGCGGAAAAAGUUGGACGCGCCGUCGGCUGCGGCCCGCCGCCGCCCGGGCCCGGCAGGGUGCGCACGGCCGAGCUGGCCAUCGCGAGGGCGCCCGCCACGGAUGCGGGCUCCGCCCGCCGCGGUCCCACCAUGGCCGGGCCGGUUUCAGCGGUUGACGCGCGGGGCAUCGUCGGGCCGCCCGACGCGAGGGCGGCGCGGGAGAGCGACGCGGCGCCGAACCUGUGGCCCGCGGCCUCCAGAGGCGCGGUCCGGUGCGACCGAGCCGCGGACGCGCUUGGGCGGCCGUCACACGGCGCGUCAGCAGGGCUCGGAGCGCUCACGGGCCCAAAACGCUAACUCUGCGCGCGCGCGGCGCCCGCGCUCGCGGAAAGAAGCGUCGCGCAGGUUCUAGGUCGCCGACGGCGGCCUCGACGCGAAAACUGCGUCCGUAAAGGGGGCACUGUCCCCUUUUGGCGGCCGAUCGGCUUAUCUCAUGAGAGUGAACCCGAACUCACCCUAGGUUUGAACAGCGGCCUGCUACGCCUAGCUAUGGAUGAAAGCACGUUCUUGUUCACUUCGGAGUCUGUUAGUGAAGGUCAUCCAGGUAUUCCCUAUAACGAUUAGAAUUUACCAUAAUACUUUAUGUGUGUGCAGAUAAAGUUUGUGAUCAGGUGAGUGAUGCUGUGCUCGAUGCAUGCAUCAAGGACGAUGAAACUUCCCGAGUAGCCUGUGAAUGUUGCACCAAAACUGGCAUGAUAAUGAUAUUCGGUGAAAUCACUACAUCAGCAACUGUCAACUACGAGGCAGUAAUUCGUGAAACACUUCGAGAGAUAGGGUAUGAUGAUCCUGCCAAGGGCAUGGACUAUAGAACUGUUAAUGUGAUAGUUGCUGUCGAGGAGCAGAGUCCGGACAUAGCCCAGUGUGUGGAUGCUACAAAAAUCGAAGAGAUUGGUGCCGGAGACCAGGGCAUCAUGUUUGGCUAUGCAACCGAUGAAACGGAAACCAAGUUGAUGCCAUUGACCCAUGUGCUUGCAACACAACUCAGCAUGCGACUUACAGAGGUUCGUAAAACAAAACUCUUGGACUGGGUUCGCCCAGAUGGUAAAACACAAGUUACCUGCGAGUACAAACUUAAGUCUGGACAUCCAUUGCCCCAACGCGUGCAUACUGUUGUGAUUUCAACACAGCACACUGAGGUUGUUAGUCAAGAGCAGAUACGUGAAAGCUUGAUGGAGCAAGUUGUGCGGGCUGUUAUUCCAGGAAAAUAUAUGGACGAUGAUACAAUUUAUCACAUGAAUCCUUCCGGUCGAUUCAUUGUUGGCGGACCGCAUGGAGACGCUGGUUUGACUGGUCGAAAACUUAUCAUCGAUACAUACGGUGGAUGGGGUACUCACGGUGGUGGAGCAUUCUCGGGCAAGGAUCCGACCAAGGUAGAUCGUUCUGCUGCGUAUGCCGCUAGAUGGGUAGCUAAGUCCCUUGUGAAUGCCAGACUUUGCCACCGUGUUCUAGUCCAAUUAUCAUACGCCAUUGGCGUAGCUUAUCCUUUAUCAAUACAUGCAAAUUCCUACGGCACCGGACCUGCCUUGAGUGGCAAAACUGACGUUGAGCUGGUGGAAAUCAUAAAAGCUAAUUUUGAUCUACGGCCUGGUUGCAUAGUGCGCGAUUUGCAGUUGCGACGGCCAAUGAUGCAAAAGACAGCUGCAUAUGGUCAUUUUGGUCGCGAAGAUGAUUUAUUUACCUGGGAGAAACCUAAGGAGCUAUCCUUUUGACCCUCACACCAUCAAUAGCCAUAGCUGCAGGAUAAGGGUUAAGCUCCUGCGGGUUUCUGGAUCUUCUUGAGCCCGCCCCCGGUAUUUGAUGCAUCUCACCCUCCCCCACCGUGACAGCUGUGCCGGCAUGGCACGCAGCUCCGGAUGCCCACCACACAUGGAGCGCGUGCUGGGCAAUAAGCCAUCAAUAGCCAGCUAACCAGAUAACGCUGGCAGGAGCCAUAAAAUCGAAAUUCGCCCUGCAAAUUCGCCCCUAUUUACUAGUCCGACUUGGCCUACGUGUCGCUUCGGGGUUUGGGCCUACGUGUCGCUUCGGAGGCGCAUUGGUGCCGCCAGCGCGUGUGGAGGUCCUAGUGACUCGUUUGCGCCAGGCGUAAAGAGCGCGCGUCGAAAGCUAGCCGCCUCGGCGGUCUGCGAGUGCCCAACUUGAAAGCUGCUACGAAUAGCGCAGCGGCGGCUGAGAUAGUCUGCCAGAGAGCCCAGGCUACCUUUAAAUACAAUACUAACUUGAA